CAUCGGUUUUGCACCGACCCAACCUCAUUGCUCUUUGAUCUUUCUGGGAGCUAGUCACCACAUAGUCGUGUCGCGCAGGAUUCAAGGUGGACAACGACUCAUCCAAGAGGUGCUCUUUCACUUGGACUAGUGCAAUAGCAGUCGAGUGGGGUUCAAGUCAUUCGACACACCUUUUCGAAGACAGCCAAAGAGAAACACAUUCCUACUUUUGCCCGCCCCCGCCCCCUCUCUCCCCUCCUCAUUGACUGUUCACCAUGGCCGACGAAGUCGACGGAUGGGUCGCUCAGCUUAUGCAGUGUAAGCCGCUAGGCGAGCCGGAGGUGAAGAAGCUGUGUGACAAGGCCCGAGAGAUUUUGAUGGAAGAAUCCAACGUCCAACCCGUUCGCUGCCCCGUCACUGUCUGUGGAGAUAUACACGGACAAUUCCACGAUCUUUCCGAACUCUUUCGCAUAGGCGGAAACUCUCCAGACACCAACUACCUCUUCAUGGGAGAUUACGUCGAUAGAGGAUACUAUUCUGUUGAAACGGUGACUCUACUCGUGGCCCUCAAGGUCCGAUAUCGGGACCGAGUGACGAUCCUCCGGGGCAAUCACGAGUCCCGGCAGAUCACCCAGGUCUACGGGUUUUACGACGAGUGUUUGAGAAAGUAUGGAAAUGCCAACGUUUGGAAGUUCUUCACAGACGUCUUUGAUUAUCUUCCUCUGACCGCCUUAAUCGACAACCAGAUCUUCUGUCUACACGGCGGUCUCUCUCCCUCCAUCGACACACUCGACCAUAUCCGAUCCAUCGAUCGUAUUCAGGAAGUCCCGCACGAAGGACCCAUGUGCGAUCUGCUAUGGUCUGAUCCGGAUGACAGAUGUGGUUGGGGAAUCAGUCCAAGAGGAGCCGGAUACACGUUUGGACAGGAUAUAUCAGAGGCUUUCAACCACAACAAUGGUCUGACAUUGGUGGCCCGUGCUCAUCAACUCGUCAUGGAGGGAUUUUCAUGGUCACAAGAGCGCAACGUCGUUACCAUCUUCUCGGCACCCAACUACUGUUACCGAUGUGGUAAUCAAGCUGCCAUCCUGGAAGUUGACGAUGCUCUAAAAUAUACUUUCCUUCAAUUCGACCCUGCUCCUCGGGCUGGGGAACCACUGGUGUCUCGUCGACCUCCUGAUUACUUCCUGUAGAGCGCUCCGCAGCGACAAGGACAUUCUGCUUUCUCUUCCGUCCCGGUCAUACCUUGCCUCCUCGACAUCUUCUCUAGUCUCCUGUCUCACGAUGGAUUUUCCGACUACUCUCUCGAUCCGCACCUCGCUUUCAUCAUGAAUCAUUCGACAGCAAUCAGGCACGUACACUCUGGUAGUUUCAACGUAUAAACACUUGAUCCCACAUCACACUCUCUUUACCCUCUCCUUAUGUGCCACGAUAGCGCUCGACUAGCAAUGUCUGCUCGUAAAGUAGUAGAAAUAACUCUUUCUCCAAGCCUCAAGCGCCAUCUCGUCUCUCUCCCUCUCACCAUAGCGCUCGCACCCCAGAACUGUCGGUUCAAGAGAUUCUCAAAAAUGAUAAAAAUGUAUCAAAGAUGAAUGAAAUGCCAUCC
This is a messenger RNA of Kockovaella imperatae, 1582 nucleotides long. Its product is annotated as putative Serine/threonine protein phosphatase 2A catalytic subunit. The coding region runs from base 255 to 1169 and encodes 304 amino acids. Gene Ontology annotation, cellular component: cytosol. The record is from RefSeq and is a predicted model, not a curated record. Lineage: Eukaryota; Fungi; Basidiomycota; Tremellomycetes; Tremellales; Cuniculitremaceae. Gene Ontology annotation, molecular function: protein serine/threonine phosphatase activity. Gene Ontology annotation, biological process: peptidyl-serine dephosphorylation; mitotic cell cycle. The transcript is spliced from 8 exons.